Messenger RNA from Drepanopeziza brunnea f. sp. 'multigermtubi' MB_m1, 651 nucleotides. The record is from RefSeq and is a predicted model, not a curated record. Lineage: Eukaryota; Fungi; Ascomycota; Leotiomycetes; Helotiales; Drepanopezizaceae.
AUGCUACGAUUGCAAUCUACCUUCGCACUUUUGCUAGUCUUGAGCCUCUUUAAUGGAGCUCAUGGAUUUUGGUGGAGAUGGAGUAGAAAGCAAGUCAUCGGUUAUGCAAUGGUUUCUGAAGAGCACGCUAAUCUAAUCAAUAAAUACCACGAUUUAAUUGUGCAAGAUGGUACAAACUUUCAAGUAGGACCUGGCUUUUACCUUCGAGACAAACCUAGCUGGGAAAGUCAAGAAGGAAAAUGGUAUUGUGUUGUUAAAGCGAAUACGAAAAAGAUGAAAAAAGCUCGCAAAGCGAUGAUUCCGAAAACUUAUGAAAUACUUAUUGCGCCUCGUCAAUUUCAGACAACGAGAUUGUAUGGCGCAGAGGAAUCAGUUAUUGCGAACUAUAUAAUAAGAAAUAGAGGUAUAUAUGAGCCCGAGAUCACGCUGCGAUUUUCUUGGGUUGAUGGCGUCGUCGAUCAGCAACGACAGAUGACUAUUCCAAAGCAAAUGGCAACUAGCGGUGAUUUGGAUUUCUGGGCCAAAUGCUUUGAAACAGAAAAAAAGCUAAGGAAAUAUUCGGACAAGACUAUUGAAUGGGAACGCGAUUGGAAGCCUCGUGUCAAUUUCAAGUCAAUUGCCCCUCGAAAGGAAGAAAACUCAAGGGUUUAA